GAGAGAAAAGCGAGCUGCAGGCCUUUCCACGGGGACAAUCUAGCAGAAAGCAGUCUCGCAGUUAUUCCUUUCUCACUCCCUCUUUUUCUCUCUGCUUGGCUCUCUCUCUCUCAACAUCCUAACGCCAAUUGAUUUGUGUAUGAAAAGCUGGGUGCUUUUCACCCCCCUUUCGGGCUGUGCUUUUUGAGUGAUCAGCUGAUGAAGAGACUGGCUGCACGCUGCAAUGCUGGUUUGCUAAUUCUCUCUCCUCCAGACUGGAGCCAGCCUGGAGACCACAGUCAGUCUCAGGGCAUCCAAAACGGAGUGUCUGAGGUUAUGGAGGAGGAAAGCAACUUCAAGAAACGAAAAAGCGAUCAAAGCAACCAGGGCUCUGAGACUGGUCAGGAGUUGGUGGAGAAGGUCAAAAAGCGACGAGGUCGUCCUCCUGCUGAGAAACUACCUCCCAACCCUCCCAAGCUCACAAAACAAAUGAACACAAUCGUGGAUAUGGUCAUCAAUUACAAAGACAUAUUGGGCCGACAGAUUAGUAAAGGUUUUGUCCAGCUGCCUUCAAGGAAAGAGGUGCCAGAGUACUAUGAGCUCAUCCGCAAGCCAGUGGACUUCAGGAGGAUUAGGGAGAGAGUGCGUAAUCACAAAUACAGGUGCAUUGCAGACCUGGAGAAGGAUAUCAUGCAGAUGUGUCACAAUGCUCAGACAUUUAAUCUGGAAGGAUCUCAGAUCUUUGAGGACUCCAUUGUAUUGAAGUCGGUUUUUGAGAGUGCAAGACAGCGCAUCGUUGAACUCAGCGAGGAAGACAGUGAUGCUGUUGGAAGCAGUGAGGCAGAUGGUGGUGAUCAUUUACAUCUAGAGUCUUCUAUUUCAGAGACAACCAAUCCCAAGCUUAGUGAACAAAAUGAGAGAAAUACUACAGGUCCUAGUGAUUCCGGUCCAAAUGAGAAGGUUACAAACAGUGAUGAAGACAAAGAAUGGCAAAGAAUGUGAGACCACACAGGAGGACUAUUGAAUUGGACCCACAAAUGAGCCUCAUUCUUUGAACAUUGUAUGCCAUUAUAAGAAAAUUGUGUGGCCAUUUAAGUCCAAUUUUCCUUGAUGUUUUGCUCAAGGAUUCACAAAGUGAUCCCCCCAUUAAUUGGUAUAACUUUAUAAUAUAUUUGUAUUCUGAUAACAGCAUUGGUACUACUGUGAUUUUGCAGUGAUGCAUCUGAAAUUUGCAUUGUUUUCAUGUAUUUACAACAUGUCCAAAAAGUCCAUAUGAUACCAUAAACAAGAUAUCGAUAGGUAUCAUGGUCAAAAUAAUGAAGGUAUAAAUUCAGACUGCCUGAAAAGUAAAUUUUCCAGAGGAUGACAAAUUAUGAUAUUGUAUGAUAAUUUAAACAGAUCCAUUCAGUCUUUCAAGAUGGGAUAAGCUGUGCUAAAUUUGCAAGCAGUUAUGACUCUGUUUCAGAGAGUUUUUUAUCAUUGGUUUGUGACUGAGCACUUUGUCGCCUCCUCUUUGUACGUUUCCAUUUCCUUAAUUAACAGUCAGCAUCUUUAAAACAGCCACAAUUUUAUAUCCAAAAGCUCCUUAUCAUACUUUAGUCAUCACAAGAUUUUAACUGUAUGUGCACAGAAGAGCUUGGAGCAUGAUAGUGAUGUAUUCUUUGGUGACAGUUAAUGCCCUCAAAGAGAGGCACCCAUUGAUGAUGUUGUCAAGUUUGUGUUAAGCUUAAAAUGGAUGGAAAAAGUGGUUUUUGGACAGAUUCUGAAAUAAAUGUUUGAGGUUUAUAUGAUGUGA
Xyrauchen texanus (razorback sucker) is the source of this 1774-nucleotide messenger RNA. Its product is annotated as probable global transcription activator SNF2L2. Gene Ontology annotation, molecular function: protein binding. Bases 199 to 981 code for a protein of 260 amino acids. Gene Ontology annotation, cellular component: RSC-type complex. NCBI's taxonomy places the organism in Eukaryota, Metazoa, Chordata, Actinopteri, Cypriniformes, Catostomidae. Gene Ontology annotation, biological process: chromatin remodeling. The record is from RefSeq and is a predicted model, not a curated record. The transcript has 6 exons.